AUGUCCGAUAAAAUACGACAGGAACAACUGUUCCAUAUAAUGAAGCAGAAGCACAUUGGGCUGGGUACUGAUGAUACCACUAAGGAUGAAUUCUUUACGCAAAUUCACAGGGAUACUUACAGCAGCAUAGUUAAUCAUAGUGCUCUUCUUGAAUAUACGAUGAUUAGCUCUCCCCAUGAUACCAAGGCAGAGACGAAAUUGCAGAUGAUUGAAAAGAUGUGCGUUGAUUAUACAAACGAACAUUAUUGA
Messenger RNA from Eremothecium cymbalariae DBVPG#7215, 249 nucleotides. It is a transcript of the gene YSF3, whose product is annotated as U2 snRNP complex subunit YSF3. Gene Ontology annotation, biological process: mRNA splicing, via spliceosome. NCBI's taxonomy places the organism in Eukaryota, Fungi, Ascomycota, Saccharomycetes, Saccharomycetales, Saccharomycetaceae. The record is from RefSeq and is a predicted model, not a curated record. Gene Ontology annotation, cellular component: U2 snRNP; precatalytic spliceosome. The transcript is spliced from 2 exons. The coding region runs from base 1 to 249 and encodes 82 amino acids.